CCCUUGGCCUAAUAUUUUUUUUUCUAUACCCCGACAAAUCGGAGCUCCAACUCCAGCUUCCCUCCACCACCACGACGUGAAAUCGAGCUUUUUUCGCCCCUUCCCCCAUUGGUGCUGCAUCAGCAGGAACAUCCUCGUCUUGCUCUCUUGACAUCAAAUCGCAAUGGGUCAAGCUUCCUCACAGCAAGUCCAAGGGGACGACUCUGAGCAUGAAGAAAAUUCCUAUUCUACUGCAGAAGAAACUGUGCGAUCGCGGACUAAGGAUGCGACGCCGCACGCGGUUACGGUGACGAAGCGCAAGAGGAAGCUGUCGAAUGGGAAUUCUGCGCCAGCACGACGGUCUUCGACUUCGUCUUCUUCGGAUGAUGCGAAUGGGAGGGAAUCGACGCCUCGACCGACGAAGAGGAAGCGAACUGAAAAGGCAGAACGGGCAGGGAAAGAACAGACUCGGAAGGAGAAUAAGAAAACGGACAGGGAAGAUAAGAAGAAAGCUGCGACGAGAGAACCUGAGCCUGAACCUGAGCCAGAGCCUGCUGCUGCUACUGCUGCUGAAGUCGAUUCUCGAGCUGCAUCAGACUCGGAAAAAGCGGUUCCUGUGGUAGAGAAGCCGCCAUCGCCAGUGUCGAAACCAAAGUCGAAGUCGAAGUCGCAGUCAAAGAAACAGAACAAUAAGCAGCAGCGGAAACAGGUCGUGGAAUCCUCUGAGGAUGCAGCAGAAUCACCUUCACAGCCUCAGGAUGAGUCGGGACCCCAGUCCUCGUCAGCAGCGUUGUCGGCUCCGAAACCUAGUCGCGCAGAGAGCAAAGAGAAGAAGAAGGAAAGGCUGACUGGAUUUUUUCGAGCUGACGAAGUACAAGCGUUCGAAAACUACAAGGUCGAUUUCUGCAACCUCAAUGGAUUGCCAGCCAAUACGUUCGACCGCAUGGUUCAACACUCACAUCGUGACAAAAGUGACUUCCCCGUCGACUCGAGUAUCAUUACAAAAGUGGAUUUCUGGAAAAACAUCUACGAUAUCCUCCCGGACAGGAACCGGCGGUCUGUAUACAGGUUCAUGCGACGCCACUUCCAAGCCUCGACGCAAAAACCACAUCAUUGGACGGACGAACAAGAUGAUGAACUGGCGUCCCUGGCCAAACGCUACGGGCCGCAAUGGGCUAAAAUCGCGAAGAUGCUGGAACGAAGCCAGGAUGAUGUUGUCCAGCGGUGGAAGAAUCGUGUCGAGCACAGGGACAAGAUGCAUCGGGGACCGUGGACGGAGGAAGAGGCCCGCCAGCUUAUAAAGGCUGUGACAGCUGUCAGAAACAAGUUGCUUUCUGAAAACAGCAGGGAUCUAGGGAAGGACAUAUACGAGAUGGAAGAAAAAGCUAUCGGCUGGGGCUUUGUGAGCAAUGAGAUGAAAAACGUCCGAUCGAGACAGCAGUGCGCGGACAAGUGGCGCAAGAUAAAGAGAUUGGUUCUCACACAGCGAGCGAAGGGUCAACCGGACGCUGUUUACGAUCCUGCUAGGGAGACGAGGCUUCAGGCAAGGGGAACGGAUUCAUCUAAAAAGGGUUCAUCUAAGACGCCGGAACGGGUAGAAUCUGAGAAAAAGGGGAAUUGGCGGAUUGCACCAAAGAGCACCAGAUAUGUGUAUUCGGAUUCUGAUUCGGAGGAUGAGAAUGAGGAUGAUGGUGACAACAAUGAUGCCGAUCCUGAGCCGCCAGCAGAAGCUCGUGAAGCAAAGAAAGAUGAGCCUGAAGCCAAGCAGAAGCCAGUCUCGAAGAGGAAGAAACAAUCUCCCGUGUCUGAGAGUGACGACACCGACAAGUCCGAGUCCUCUUCUGAAUCUGAACCUGAAUCUGAACCUGAGUCAGAAAGCGAGGGAUCUCAAGAUGAUGCUGCCGCUGGUCGUCCUGCGACAACAGAGAAAGCCUCCGAUGGUAAGAAGCAAACGUCAACAGCCGCAAAGAGAAAGAAGUCACCAUCUCCGUCCGAAGACGAGGAAAGCAGCGAGGAAGGUUCCAGUGACGAAGAUACCCCGGAACCAGUAAAGAAAGCACCAGCGCCUAAAAACAAGCCGUCAGCAAAGAGAAGAAAGAUGUCACCUUCUGUGUCUGAGAAGGACAGAUCUUCUGACAGCGCAGAAAGCAGUCAUGACGAUACGAGCGACGGGGAGUCAGAUACAGAAUCUUCUGCAUCUCCAAAGACUACACCCAACGGCUCAGCAGCGACGCGACGCAAGUCAUCCUCUGCAUCUGAGGAUGAAUCAGCCGACGAAUCUUCUGAAAAUGAAAGCGACGAUGACUCCUCUGCUAGCGAGGAAUCUGAACCCCGCCAAACGGCGGCAAAGGCUGAGUCAAAGAAGUCUGGAUACAUAGCCGACGAAGUCGAAGAGACGGAGCAAUCAUCGGACGAAUCAUCCGAAGAGGGAAGCGAAAGCGAAAGCGAAUCUGACUCGUCGGAAGACGAGGAGGUUCCUCCCAAGAAGACAUCUCAAGCGUCCUCUCUUAAGGCCCAUUCGAGUGCAAAGCUGCGUAAAGCACAAUCUCCUCAGAGGCCCAAGACCAAUACCUCUAGACACGUCGAGGACGAAAUAGCAGAGACGGAGCAGUCUUCAACCGAAGAAAGUUCUGAUGAAGACUCCGAUAGCGCCUCUGACAACGUCUCUGAAUCAGACGACAACUCAGCACCCAGCAUGACCAACACACAGCUAAAACGGACCAUGCCUAAAAGUGAGAGUGGUAGUGAUAUCUCUGAUGAAACCGAGUUGAAAUCCGAGUCAGAGUCGACAUCAGAGUCCGAUGUGUCCGAGUCAGAAUCAGAAUCAGAAUCAGAAUCAGAGUCGGAAUCAGACCCAGAACCCGCGCCUCAGAAGAAGGAGAAAACACUGGUUAAAAAACGCGCUCUCCCAAAGGCCCCCGCCCGCUCAAUGCUUUCAUCUUCCCCCGCUAUUAAAAGCGAGAGUGAAAGCGACAGUGAGUGAACGAAAGGGAUCUAGGGCGACAUCCGUCAAAGCAUUCAUCCAUCUAUUUGGAACUCCAUGAUUUCAAUGUCAUUCCCAGCUUUCAAGCAUUCACAAGUUUGAGUCAGUUAUAUUUGCUAUGGGAGAAUUUUUUCACAGACUGUACGCUAUUCCGGGUACGAUUUCACUGUGAAACGUUUGUCUGUCUUCUCUCUCUUUUCCUUCUUCAACCAACAAACUAUCCUAUCCCCUGGGGAUCUUUUCUGAUCUGUAAAUCUUAUUCUUUCAACACGCGAAGC
Messenger RNA from Paecilomyces variotii, 3240 nucleotides. RefSeq lists its product as hypothetical. The record is from RefSeq and is a predicted model, not a curated record. Gene Ontology annotation, cellular component: nucleus. Bases 164 to 2962 code for a protein of 932 amino acids. Lineage: Eukaryota; Fungi; Ascomycota; Eurotiomycetes; Eurotiales; Thermoascaceae. Gene Ontology annotation, biological process: regulation of DNA-templated transcription. Gene Ontology annotation, molecular function: transcription cis-regulatory region binding; DNA-binding transcription factor activity. The transcript has 2 exons.